Messenger RNA from Drosophila erecta, 1407 nucleotides. RefSeq names its product band 7 protein AGAP004871. Lineage: Eukaryota; Metazoa; Arthropoda; Insecta; Diptera; Drosophilidae. The record is from RefSeq and is a predicted model, not a curated record. Bases 1 to 1407 code for a protein of 468 amino acids. Gene Ontology annotation, cellular component: plasma membrane. The transcript is spliced from 5 exons.
AUGAGGGAGCCAUUUGAGAAGCAAGAUAAUGUGGAACCCAAUCCAGAAGAUGAUAAGAGCAAUAAUAUUGUUGAACAAAUAGCAGUGUUCCUGUCAUGGACUUUUGUGUUAAUUUUGCUUCCUUUCUCGCUGUUUUGUUGUCUGAGUAUAGCCUAUGAGUUCCAUAGACUUGUAAUAUUCCGAUUGGGUCGUAUUAGGAGUUGCUUAGGACCUGGCCUAGUUUUUACGCUUCCCUGCAUCGAUUCGUUUGAUACAGUGGACAUUCGCACCGAUGUGGUUAAUGUGCAUCCCCAGGAUAUGCUCACCAACGACUCGGUGACGAUCAAAGUGAACGCAGUCGUGUUCUACUGCAUCUACCAUCCAAUCAACUCGAUCAUCAAGGUGGACGAUGCCAAGGAUGCCACCGAAAGGAUCUGCCAGGUCACCCUGCGCAACAUUGUGGGCUCGAAGAGACUCCACGAACUUCUGGCAUCCAGGCAGCAACUUUCCCGGGAAAUCCAGCAGGCAGUCGCAAGGAUCACAGAACGUUGGGGCGUGCGAGUGGAGCGAGUGGACCUCAUGGAGAUAUCCUUGCCAAGUAGUCUGGCACGAUCAUUGGCCAGCGAGGCGGAGGCGACCAGGGAGGCCAGGGCCAAGAUCAUUUUGGCAGAAGGAGAAGCCAAAGCCUCGAAGGCCUUGAAAGAAUGCUCUGAUGUGAUGUCGGACAACCAAAUUACCCUACAACUAAGGCAUCUGCAGAUUCUCUGUUCUAUGGCCAAGGAACGUCGGACUAAUGUGCUUUUUCCCAUCCCUUUGGAAGUUAUGGAACCUUUUAUGGGUGGAAAGGACUCGUCGGAAACAGCACAAGAUGAUGAUGACCGCAGGGAUAGCGAUGACGAAUAUGAUUAUUUACAUUUAUUUUCCCCAAAAGUAUACAUCACGGGACCUCCUCCGGAUUUCUUGAAUGAUGCCCAAACAGAUAGCACAACUAAAAGUCCCCAAGAAGCAACAACCACGGAGAAUGCAGACGAAUCCAAGCCGCCGCUUUCGUGGCUGUGGCCACCAUUCUUCAGACCCUCGAGAGCUGCCAAUAAUGGCGAACAACCAUCCAGCAGUCGGAGAGCUCCUCCAGAAAGUGGUCAACCGUCGCCCAGAUCCAAUCGAGCUGAUGAUGGAAUCGAACCCUAUCCACUUCUGGCCCAGCAGCCAGCCCGCUCGAGAUCUCCUGCUACUAAGCCUUCUUCCAUACCGAAUCCUCCGCUUCCUAAUCCUCCCUCACUGCCUCCAGUGCCGUCUCACCCGCAGCUUCCUCCCAUUCCUCCACAUCCAACUCUACCCCCCCUCCCGGAACGUCCCAUGCCACCCCCCAAACCCACUUCGCCUUUAUCAGAAAAAGAUCCAAAAGUUCCAAGGGCCGACAAAAAAUAA